AUGGUAACCACGCGUCCUGACAUCAGUGCCGCUGUUUCGUACUUCAGCCAGUUUCAGUGCAAUCCAUCCCAGGAACACUGGUCCCAUGCCAAACGAAUUCUAAGAUUCCUGAGAGGAACGGCGCAAUACGGCUUGGUGUACAAGAGAGAGGAAUCUGCAAAACAGAUAACUGGUUUUGCCGACGCGAAUUGGGCAACCUACCCCAAUGACCGCCAUUCUGUCUCGGGGUACGUUUUCCAGACGUAUGGAGCUACAACAUCUUGGAGUUCUCGCAAGCAACGAACUAUCGCUCUGUCGUCUACCGAGCCGGAGUGCAGCGCAUUGGCCGACUGCAUUUGUGAAUCGCUGUGGAUCUCCAAGUUAUUCAAGGAGUUGGAUAUAUUGGACAAGGAGAACAUCGUUAUAUUCGAAGACAACCAGUCUGCUAUCGCGAUAGCUGAAUCAGAGGCGCCUUCCAAGAAACUGAAGCAUACGGACGUUAAGUUGCAGUUUAUCAAGAAGUGUGUCCUGAAGCGUAAAGUGGAAAUAAAGUAUUUGCCAAGCAGCGAACAACCGGCAGAUAUGUUGACGAAAGGUCUGGUUCCUGCAACCUUCAACAAGCAUUGUUCUACUUUGGGGAUUCAGAUGUGA
Molecule: messenger RNA, 630 nt
Organism: Ochlerotatus camptorhynchus
Lineage: Eukaryota; Metazoa; Arthropoda; Insecta; Diptera; Culicidae
Exons: 1
Coding region: 1-630 (209 amino acids)
Source: RefSeq, a predicted model, not a curated record